Molecule: messenger RNA, 285 nt
Organism: Colletotrichum siamense
Lineage: Eukaryota; Fungi; Ascomycota; Sordariomycetes; Glomerellales; Glomerellaceae
Exons: 2
Coding region: 1-285 (94 amino acids)
Source: RefSeq, a predicted model, not a curated record
AUGAAGUUCUUCUCCAUCAUCCUCUCUGCUUGCGCCGCUGGCGUCCUCGCACAAAACGGCUGCGGCUUCCCCGAUGGACCGGAUUGCAAGUCCCUCGGCAAAGGCGCCAACGGUCUCGAACAAUUCGCCGAUCCCGAUGGAUGUUGUCUGUUGCCCCUUCGUUGCGGCAACGGAGACGGUGGCGAGAGAUGCGAGCGCGUGAGCGGCGCUAGUGCGGGCGACACCGGUAACAACACCAACACUGGCAAGAAGACCAGGAAGAACAACGGAAAGAGAAGACUCUAG